CGUGUGGGGCGCGGGAGCCAGGUGCUGCUGCUUUAGCGCCGGAUCCUGAGACAGAUCGCCGCCGCCGCCCGCCUCCCGCCAUGGGGAACGCCGAGAGCACCGAGGGCCGCAGGGUGUCCUUCGGAAUGGACGAGGAGGAACGGGUCCGGGUGCUGCAGGGCAUCCGGCUGUCUGAUCAUGUGGUGAACCGUUUGAAGGAUUCCAGUAAGCCUUCGGAAGUGAAGCAGCCCGCCCUUCCUGGUAGUGCUCCUCCUACAGCUGUGUUUGAUGCUCCAGAAGGCAAAGCGAAAGCCCCUGAGAAAGAAUCCAAACCACCAAGUGCAGAGAAGGAUGGGGCGCAGCACCCCUUGGGAGCAGCAGAUCUGCUCAGGAGGUAUGAAGAAGAGCAGGCCAUCAUCCAGGAUGAGAUCUUGCAGCUGGCUAAAAGGGAAAGAGAGGCAGCCGCCAAGAACUUGAAUGUGCCCCUACAGCAGGAGGGGAGCAGAUAUGACCAGGAGAAGGAGAAGGCAGCCCAGAUGGCCAGGGAUCUGGACCGCAUAGAGGCUGAGCUAAGGCGCCAUGACACCUUCUAUAAGGAACAACUGGGGCGCAUUGAAAAGAAGAAUGCCGAGAUGUAUAAACUGUCUUCACAGCAAUUCCAUGAGGCCGCUUCAAAAAUGGAGAACACAAUAAGAGCCCGGCGGUCCGAGCCCGUGUGCUCCUGCUUGCAGGCCCAGAUC
Molecule: messenger RNA, 719 nt
Organism: Echinops telfairi (small Madagascar hedgehog)
Lineage: Eukaryota; Metazoa; Chordata; Mammalia; Afrosoricida; Tenrecidae
Gene: CHCHD6
Product: coiled-coil-helix-coiled-coil-helix domain containing 6
Exons: 7
Biological process (GO): DNA damage response; cristae formation
Cellular component (GO): MICOS complex; mitochondrion
Source: RefSeq, a predicted model, not a curated record